CUGUCAUCUUGUUUUUGUGGUUAGGAAUAUAUUUUCAAUCAGAUAUUGUGUAACACAAAACCGACAAUAGUAUAUAUGAUGAGAAUAACGCAAUCCGGACGUACAGCAUCGAACAACUAGCCGAGAACAAGUGAAAAUCCAAUAACAUAAUGGCUCAUCGCCUUUUACACACCGCAAAACGAGUGGAAAAGCUACUAUUACACGGAUUGCAGCAUGGUCGAGUGAAUACGAUUCAGCUGCAACGUGAUCUAGCACUUUUCCGGUCAUUCAAUGGAUCCUAUGCACUCGAAUCGAUAUGGCAACAAUUGUGCUCGAAUUCGCCAAAAGGUUUCGACAAAUACUACAAACCCGGUGGGGCAGCUAGUAAGAAAAAUGAAAGCCAGGAUGCAAAGGCAGCCAGUGACAGUCCGAAGCCAGAAAUAGCCGAUCCACCAUCACCCAGUAAAAGUAGCAGCGAAGGUAAAGCGAAACCCCCAGCGAACAAUGACUGGAACUUUGGUAUGUUCGGACCGAGUGCUUCGAAUAAGGGCAGUGGUGGUGGUCGACCGAUUGACGGCGAAAACAACGAUAAAGAAAAGUGGCUGAUAGUCGGUGCAUUAGGAGUUGCAGCGCUGAUCGGUGGACUUGCGUACUCGGAAAUGGGCUACAAGGAAAUCGGUUGGAAAGAGUUUAUUAACGGUUAUCUAGCUCGUGGCAUCGUUGAAAAAUUGGAAGUCGUUAACAAAAAGUGGGUGCGAGUGAAAUUAACGCCCGGCAGUUCGACGGAUUCGUCGGGAAUUCUUUGGUUCACCAUUGGCAGCGUCGAUUCGUUCGAACGGAAUUUGGAAAAUGCGCAAAUGGACUUGAACGUCGAGCCGGUGAACUUUGUGCCAGUGAUCUACAAGUCGGAAAUUGAAGCGUCUAGUCUGUCUGGAUUGUUGCCAACGUUACUGAUAAUCGGCUUCCUCGUUUAUAUGAUGAGACGAUCGGCGAGCAUGAUGGGUGGAGGCGGUAGCAAGAAAGGUGGUGGACUUUUCGGCGGCGUCAUGAAUUCGACAGCAAAAUUGAUCAAUUCGACCGAUAUUGAUGUUCGCUUCAAAGAUGUGGCCGGUUGCGAGGAAGCUAAGAUCGAAAUCAUGGAAUUUGUAAAUUUUCUGAAAAAUCCACAACAGUACAUCGAGCUGGGUGCAAAAAUUCCAAAAGGUGCAAUGCUAACAGGACCACCAGGUACCGGUAAAACGCUGUUAGCCAAAGCGACGGCUGGUGAAGCAAAUGUACCGUUCAUAACUGUCUCAGGAUCCGAAUUCUUGGAAAUGUUUGUCGGUGUCGGUCCAUCCAGAGUUCGUGAUAUGUUUUCGAUGGCACGAAAGCAUGCACCGUGCAUUUUAUUCAUCGACGAAAUUGAUGCUGUUGGACGGAAACGGGGUGGCAAGAGUUUCGGUGGACAUUCCGAGCAAGAGAAUACACUCAAUCAGCUGCUGGUUGAAAUGGACGGUUUCAAUACGACAACGAACGUUGUUGUUUUGGCUGCCACAAAUCGAGUCGAUAUUUUGGACAAAGCCCUUCUUCGACCCGGUCGAUUCGAUCGUCAAAUCUUCGUUCCUGCUCCAGACAUUAAAGGCCGCGCUAGCAUUUUCAAAGUUCAUUUGGGGCCGCUGAAAACAAAUUUGGAUAAAAAUGACCUGUCCCGUAAAAUGGCUGCACUAACUCCAGGGUUCACUGGCGCUGACAUUGCAAACAUUUGCAAUGAAGCUGCACUGAUCGCUGCUCGGGACUCCAACGAGACCAUUAUUAUGAAAAAUUUCGAACAGGCCAUCGAACGUGUGAUCGCUGGCAUGGAAAAGAAAACCAACGUUUUGCAGCCAGAUGAAAAGAAAACGGUUGCCUACCAUGAAGCCGGCCAUGCGGUAUCUGGGUGGUAUCUGGAGCACGCCGAUCCAUUGCUUAAAGUGUCGAUUAUACCACGCGGGAAAGGAUUAGGCUACGCCCAAUAUUUGCCGAAGGAUCAGUAUCUGCUAACGAAGGAACAGUUAUUCGAUCGAAUGUGCAUGACACUGGGUGGACGUGUUUCGGAGGAAUUAUUUUUCGGUAGAAUAACGACGGGCGCGCAAGAUGACUUGCAAAAGGUGACACAAAGCGCCUACUCGCAAAUCGUUCGUUAUGGAAUGAACGAAAAAAUCGGAAACGUUAGCUUCGAAACGGGACAGCCGGGUGAUCCACAAUUCUCGAAACCAUACUCCGAAGACACGGCUCAGAUGAUUGACAGUGAAGUUCGUGUACUGAUCAAACAGGCCCAUAAACGAACGACAGAUUUGCUGGUGAAGCACAAAGACGAAGUGGCCAAAGUUGCCGAACGUUUGCUGAAAAAUGAAGUUCUCAGCCGUGACGAUAUGAUUGAAUUGCUGGGACCACGCCCGUUCAAAGAGAAGUCAACGUACGAAGAAUUUGUGGAGGGAACGGGAUCGUUCGAGGAAGACACCAAUUUGCCGCAAGGUUUGCAUAGUUGGAAUAAAGAAAAAGUUGCAGCGUCAGACGAAACUGCUUCAAAAUCGGAUACAGCUAAGUCGAAUGCAUCAACAAAAACGUAGAGCAACCGAAAUGAUUUAGUUUAUUGAUUUUGUUGAGUGCUUGCUGUGGGCAAUAAAGUAUUUAAAAUGAAUUGGCUC
Molecule: messenger RNA, 2645 nt
Organism: Bradysia coprophila
Lineage: Eukaryota; Metazoa; Arthropoda; Insecta; Diptera; Sciaridae
Gene: Afg3l2
Product: AFG3 like matrix AAA peptidase subunit 2
Biological process (GO): mitochondrial protein processing
Cellular component (GO): m-AAA complex; membrane
Molecular function (GO): ATP binding; metalloendopeptidase activity; zinc ion binding
Source: RefSeq, a predicted model, not a curated record